This is a messenger RNA of Helianthus annuus (common sunflower), 1650 nucleotides long. RefSeq lists its product as uncharacterized. Lineage: Eukaryota; Viridiplantae; Streptophyta; Magnoliopsida; Asterales; Asteraceae. Gene Ontology annotation, molecular function: nucleic acid binding; zinc ion binding. Bases 1 to 1650 code for a protein of 549 amino acids. The record is from RefSeq and is a predicted model, not a curated record. The transcript has a single exon.
AUGGAGCAACAGUUAAAGGAAGUGCAAGAUCAGAUGCAGGCGUUGACGAUAGCCAUGCAGAGACGAAACACUGACCGAACCCCUCCUUGGUAUAGGCCUGAUGAUGAUGAUGACGACAGUGAUACCUACUCAACUGCCGGUGACUACAACCCAUACGGGCGCCGACAUCGUGAUACUCAUCACAGGAGUGAUAUCAAGGUUGAUAUCCCUGAAUAUGAUGGACGUUUGGAUCCUGACGAGUUUGUAGAGUGGCUACGUACAGUCGAAAGAGUGUUUGAUUACAAGCAAACAGGGGAGGAAAAGAAGGUAAAACUUGUUUCUUUAAAGCUAAGAAAGUACGCUUCAACAUGGUGGGCAAAUGUGUGUUUGCAAGGUGAGAAAUUUGGCAAAGAAAAGGUCCGAUCUUGGAGUAAGAUGAAGAAACUCCUCAAGACAAAAUUUAUGCCUCCGUACUAUCUUCAAGAAAGCUUUUCUAAACUGCAUUUUAUCAAGCAGGGAUCAAGAACUGUCAAAGAGUAUUCCCAGGAGUUUGAACAUCUACUUAUGAAGUACAAUUUAAGCGAAGACGACCCCCAAACACUAACACUGGUGCGAUACCUUGGUGGGUUAGAAUCAUCAAUUUCUAACGUGGUGGAGUUACAGCCCUACACAACAUUGGCUGAGCUUACAUUAUUGGCGCACAAGGUGGAGGGUCAGCAAAAGGCAUGGGGUAAAGUUGAGGCGACCAAACCAUCACACAAAACAACGGUUCAUACACCUAUACCUACACCUAGUUCAAUCCCAUCUUCGAGUUCAGGCACUUUAAAAACUUUGGAGUUACCAGAAGGUUCAGCCACCGCCUCGAGACACACCCGCCGUUGUUUCCAAUGCCAAGGAUUAGGUCAUAUUGCGUCUGAGUGCCCUAACAAAUGGAUCAUUACACGUGCUGAGUUUGAAGACCUGGUUGGACCUAAGUUUGAUGAAGAACCAAACCGGCAGCAAGAUACAAAUGAGGUGGUAAUAGGUCCAGAUGAGGGAGAUUGUUUGGUAAUACAUCGAGCUCUAAAUGUGACCGCUAUUCAAUGCGAAAACCUGCAGCGCGAAGCUCUUUUCCAUACCCGUUGCACCAUUCGGGACAAGGUUUGUUCACUUGUUAUUGAUGGUGGGAGUUGCACCAAUGUUGCAUCCCAAACCAUGAUAUCCAAACUGAGUUUGUCUACCGAACCACACCCUUCUCCUUAUGAUAUCCAAUGGCUAAAUCAAGGAAAAGGCAUACGUGUUUCAAAUCGUGUUUUACUUUCAUUCUCUAUUGGAAACCUAUACAAGGAUGAAAUUUGGUGCGAAGUAAUUCCAAUGGAUGCAUGUCACGUCUUGUUAGGUCGUCCUUGGUUGUUCGAUCGUCGGGUUGUUCAUGACGGGUACAAGAACACGUAUUCGUUUGUCCAAGAUGAAAGAAAGAUAAUGUUACUACCCAUGGUCUACACUAAUGCAAUUGAUUGUCGCACCAUGGUUAUCUCUAAGUAUGCUAACAUGCCUUCACAAGACCUUAUGAGGAUUAAUGAGUUUCUGCAUAUUGAAUUUAGUAAGCCAAAAGGAGUCCACAGAGGUACUGUUCGUGAGCCAGAGAUUACUCAUCUAAGUUUGAGGUCAAACUUUUUCAAAGGGGGAUAG